GGUUGCGGGGGGCGCUGGAGCCUAUCCAUUUUUUCUAAAAAUGCAUGUUCCUAUUUAUAACGUGAAAUCUGAGGCAAUGAAGAAACUCCGCUAAGAACCUGAAGGGAGCAGCAGCAUGCCUGACAUUCGUCUAGUCUGCUGGGGAAAAAAAGUCGAAGAAGACUGUGUGGCUGAUGGCGGGCCUUUGUUCAUCGCCAUCUUGCUUUCUUGUUGAUGCUCAGCGGUGUUGUGCUUUUUGUGGACUACAUUUCUAAACAUGAUGGCAUCCAAACGGUCGGUGGCUUCGAAUGCUUUCCCCAGCGAACCGAAGCGCCGAAGGAAAACUCUGACCAUUAAUGAAAAGGUGGAACUCCUCGACAUGCUGAAGUUAGGUAAAAGCUACACGAGUGUAGGCCGCCAUUACGGAAUCAACGAGUCGACAGUUCGCUGCAUAAAGAAGGAGGAAACAAAUAUAAGGGCGACGGCAGCCAUUACUCUUUAUAGGAAUGCGAAGAGGGUGAUGACUCCGCGAAAUAAGACCAUUGUGAAGAUGGAGUCUGUACUGGCUGUGUGGAUCAGCGAAUGCAAGAAUAAUAACAUCCUGCUGGACGCCAACAUCAUCCGCGCGAAGGCGAAGAAUAUAUAUGAAGAUUUUGUUAAAAAUGAUGACGGUGACAAGGCUGACGAUGCCGACGAAGGUACAUCGACUUCAUUUAUUGCCAGCAAGGGCUGGUUCGACAAGUUCCAGAGACGCUUUAAAGGCGUUUCUCUGCAUAGAGAAGAUGCCUCGGUGGAUUAUGCCGCAAUUGAUGAAUUUGUCCACUACACGUUUAAAACUCUAAUCCGAGAACAAAGCUACCAGCCCGAACAAGUUUUCAACAUGGCCGAGACUGGUUUAUUUUGGAAGCGAAUGCCGUCUCGCACUUUUAUUAUGAAGGAGGAAGCCAACGCCCCUGGAUUUAAGGCUAAAAAAGAUCGCUUGACUUUAGUUAUGUGUGGGAAUGCUGCUGGCUUUAUGAUAAAGCCAGGGAUUAUUUAUAAAUCCGAAAACCCAAAGGCCCUGAAAAAUAAGAAUAAAAAUGUGUUGCCUGUGUACUGGAUGCAUAAUCCAAAGGCCAGGAUGACAAACUCCCUCAUCUCAAAUUGGUUCCACCAGUGUUUUAUCCCGGAAGUCAGACUAUAUCUGGCAGAGAAAGGACUCGAAUUUAAAGUACUUUUGCUCUUGGAUAAUGCUGAAGGCUACACUGUCGAUUUGUCGUUUGAUGGCGUGCACAUUGAGUUCUUGCCCCCAAACACCACGUUGCAAAUUCAGCCCAUGGACCAAGGUGUUAUUCGUGCAUUUAAAGCUCUUUACACACAAAGUAUCCUGCAAAACCUUGUCGAUGCAAAGGACUCUGACAAGAACUUCACACUAAAGGCGUACUGGCGGGACUACACCAUUGCGUCGUGUCUCCUAAAUAUACAGAGAGCUGUAAGUGAGAUCAAGAGUGAAACAUUAAAUGUGUGCUGGAAAAAGAUGUGGCCGGAAGUGGCGCACGACAAGGGAUUGUCUCCUGAUGAAGUCCAUCGCUAUGCAGUGGACAAGGUUGUGAAGCUGGCAAAAAUGCUGCGAGGAGAGGGCUUCAAUGACAUGACUUCUGUUGACGUAAAUGAGCUGAUCGACACCCACUCACAACCUUUGUCAGAUGAAGACCUGAAGGAAUUGAUGACGUCUGCAAGGGAGGAAGAGGAGCAAGAGCAAUUGGGCGUUGAGGAGGACGCGGAGGUUGGUCUGACACUGGAUCGCCUCGCAGCCAUGGUCAGAAUGGCCAAAGAAGUACAGCAAAUGGCACAAGAAUGGGACCCCCACAUGCUUCGUUCGUUGCAGUUUUCAAAUACAAUCGAGGGUGGCAUGACUGUUUAUAAAAACCUUCUUGCCCAGAUGAAGAAGAAGCAGCAACAACUUCCAGUGACUACGUUGAUCGCACGUCAGAAGAGGUCAUUUACCGGUGUCCCACUGCGGUACCCCCCGCUACAUGGAGCCCCACAUCCUGGGCUGGAGGCCUCUCAUGCUCUCCAUGGUCAAGCUCAGGCUGAUUUACUUCCUCUUCCUGAGGCCAUCCCUGAUGACGUCAAUGUGGUAAAAAAGAGACACAUUAGUAUACUUUUGGAUGGUGAUACACCAAACAUUAAUAACAUCCCCAACAGUGAACUGCUCCACUGUCCCUACUGUAAAUACGUGGGUGAAAAAUAUAAGGUUGACAACCAUGUAAAAGGCCAUUCGUCAGUGAAACACAAAGAGUUCACAAUAAUCAAGUGUGGAUUAAGUUGUCGGACGGCAACACAUUUUCAUUGUUGCUAUUGUGCAGCAACACUAAGAAAUCGAUUGCAAUUGGUAAGGCACCUACAAAUACACCAGGAGGAGAUGCAAGCUGCAGCCCCUGCACAGCUCCCUGUGGCCCCCGCUCAGCUCCCUGUGGCCCCCACUCAGCUCCCUGUGGCCCCCGCUCAGCUCCCUGUGGCCCCCACUCGGCACCCAUUGGCUCCUGCAGAAUGUUCCACAGCCACUAAAGCAUCAAACGUCAUUGAGGAACAUCUUUCCCAUCAGCCACAGGAGUGGAGCCCCAGACAGAAGCAAGAGGAGCCACAGCCCCCACAUAUUAAAAAGGAAGAGGAGGAACACUUCAUCGUUCCGAAGGGAGAGCGUUUUGAAGUGUUCGAAGUGUUCCCAGUGAUUGAUGCCUUUGUGAAGAGUGAGGAUGAUCAAGAAGAAAGUGGAGGAUCACAUUUAGACAAUCUUUUAGCCCCGAUAUCAGAUGACGACACAAUGUCACACUUUCCUGACACCGACGAUGAAGACUCUAAAGCUGAUAUGUCAUGUGAAACUAACAACACACAAUACACACUAGAGAGAAACCUUUUUCCUGUUCAGUGUGUAAUAUAGGUUUUGCGUAAUAACAAAAUUUGUAAGAACAUACUGCACAGAAACAGUUAAUAUGCUCGGUUUGUGGUGAAAAUUUCACACAGAAAGAAACUACAUACACUGAAUUAAAAAAAUACUUGUGUUCAAUCUGCAACAAACCGAAGAACACUUUAGCACACAUGAGGAGACACACUAGUUAGAAAAUGUUGAGUCGGAGUUUUCAGUUUCUCAUUUCAACAUAUUCAAAAAGGAGUAGGAAGAAGCAGAGCUUAUUUAAUCCUACCCCUUUCCCGCUUCAUUUUGACUGUCUAACAUCACUCGGGUUUACAUCAUACUUGCCAACCCUCCCAAUUUUCCCGGGAGACUCCUGAAUUUCAGUGCCCCUCCCAAAAAUCUCCCGGGCUAACCAUUCUCCCGAAUUUCUCCCGAUUUCCACCCGGACAACAAUAUUGGGGGCGUGCCUUAAAGACACUGCCUUUAAAGGCCUACUGGAAUGAAAUGUUCUUAUUUAAACGGGGAUAGCAGGUCCAUUUUAUGUGUCAUACUUGAUCAUUUUGCGAUAUUGCCAUAUUUUUGCUGAAAGGAUUUAGUAGAGAACAUCGACGAUAAAGUUCGCAACUUUUGGUCGCUGAUAAAAAAGCCUUGCCUGUACCGGAAGUAGCGUGACGUCACAGGUUGUGGAGCUCCUCACAUCUGCACAUUGUUUACAAUCAUGGCCACCAGCAGCGAGAGCGAUUCGGACCGAGAAAGCGACGAUUACCCCAUUAAUUUGAGCGAGGAUGAAAGAUUUGUGGAUGAGGAAAGUGAGAGUGAAGGAUUAGAGGGCAGUGGAAGCGAUUCAGAUAGGGAAGAUGCUGUGAGAGGCGGGUGGGACCUGAUAUUCAGCUGGUAAUGACUAAAACAGUAAAUAAACACAAGAUAUAUAUAUACUCUAUUAGCCACAACACAACCAGGCUUAUAUUCAAUAUGCCACAAAUUAAUCCGCAUAACAAACACCUCCCCCCUCCCGUUCAUAUAACCCACCAAUACAAAUCAAACACCCGCACAACACACUCAAUCCCACAGCCUAAAGUACCGUUCACCUCCGUAAAAUUCAUACAGCACAUAUAUUUCCCCAAAGUUACGUACGUGACAUGCACAUAGCGGCACGCACGUACGGGCAAUCGAUCAAAUGUUUGGAAGCCAAAGCUGCGUACUCACGGUAGCGCGUCUGCUAUCCAACUCAAAGUCCUCCUGGUUGUGUUGCUGCAGCCAGCCGCUAAUACACCGAUCCCAUCUACAACUUUCUUCUUUGCUGUCUUCAUUGUUCAUUAAACAAAUUGCAAAAGAUUCUCCAACACAGAUGUCCAGAAUACUGUGGAAUUUUGCGAUGAAAACAGACGACUUAAUAGCUGGCCACAAUGGUGUCCCAAUAUGUCCGCACAAUCCGUGACGUCACGCGCAAACGUCGUCAUACCGAGACGUUUUCAGCAGAAUAUUUUGCGGGAAAUUUAAAAUUGCAUUUUACUAAUCUAACCCGGCCGUAUUGGCAUGUGUUGCAAUGUUAAGAUUUCAUCAUUGAUAUAUAAACUUAUCAGACUGCGUGGUCGGUAGUAGUGGGUUUCAGUAGGCCUUUAACGUCCUCUCUCACCUGAAACCUUCACCCCUUAACAGCCGCAUGCUGUUUCCUCCAUUUAACAGCGUAUCGGCCCAGUCACAUAAUAAUGUAGGGUUGGAAGGAUUUAACAAUAGUCUUUACUCGAAGAUGUCAAGAAAUGCUGACACGUUGUAUGAUCUUUUAACUGGUUUAAUGAUAACGCAAGGCAUACUUGGUCAACAGCCAUACAUGUCACACUGAGGAUAGCCGUAUAAACAACUUUAUCACUGUUACUAAUAUGCGCCACACUGUGAACCCACACCAAACAAGAAUGACAAACACAUUUCGGAAGAACAUCCGCACCGUAACACAAGAUAAACACAACAGAACAAAUACCCAGAAUCCCUUGCUUCACUAACCCUUCCGGGACGCUACAAUAACAUCUACAGCUUUUGGAGCUCAGUGCACAACUGCACACACAACAAGAAGGAGACGAAGCAGAAGAAUGAAGAAGAGACAUGGCGACGACGAGUAAGAAGAAGAAAUACGCUUGCAAGUUCUAAAAUGAUUGGAAAAAAGAAUUUCAUUUCAUCCAGCACAGCUCGAAGGGAAAGGGGUUUGCUGCCUGCACCUCAACCCCCCCACCCCCAAUCUCCUGAAUUCGGAGGUCUCAAGGUUGGCAAGUAUGGCUUAGGUCGCCAUUUCGAGUCCAGCUUCAUACUCCUCCGUAAAUACCUUUAAUAGAGUCCGGCCACUUCUGGUAGCUUCACGUGGCAAAAUGAAGUUUGUAAAAAAUAAACACCAUUGAACUGCAUAUAGUUUAAAGACUACGGCUGAGUAAAAACACUCCAAAAAUAGUUCCACUGACCAGCGUUCUUCAGCACUCAGAUGCCCCACAAAAGUUCCUGCAUGUCGAAAGCUCUUUUUGUUCUUCUUUCUCUCCAUUGUCAAGUUUGUUGUAAUAGAAAUACGCAAGAAAUAACAUAAGUUUUAGGAACACCCACAACUGUGUUCAACCAAUCAGUGCUUGACAGCGCUCGACAGCGCAGCCCGCCCCCGAAAAAGUUCCUGGUCGCUUGGAAAAGUCCCACCUCGCCAAAAGUAACUCCGAAAAGUUCCUAAAGAACUAAAUCAACCUGGGUAGUUUUUGGUGGAAGCACAGGGGGAACUUUAUUUACCCGGGUAAGUGGGGAAGUUCUGAGAUGAUUUCUGCAAUGGAAAAUGGCUUUUUGUUGUGUGUGUAACACUGUCAGUGUCUUUGUGGUUCACUUAGUGCGAUCUCAAUGAAUCCCGCAUUUUAAAAGUAGUACUUUGAGAUUUGAGCUCCCAUUUAAAGGGUUCGUAUUGGGAUUUUUUCUACAUUUAAAACACUGGUCUACAUAAUGUAAUGUGGUGCUUUGGUCAAAAUUUUGCAUGGAUUGUUGUUUGAAAACCAUCUUCAAUCUGCUUUCUGUUUGUCUCUUCAGAAUGCGCCGUUUUGUAGGCGGUCGUUCCUCCAAGGCCCUCCCCAAGGCUAAGCCUCUUUCGACUGAGUCUCUUCCGCGUCAGCCAUGUUGUAGUUUUUAGAGCUUCCUUAUUGGGUUUACUGACCGAUAUAAAUUGAAACUAUAUGCUACCCUGUAUUAUAAGUGGCACCAGCUAAGGAUUUUUUAAGGAUGAGCCCCACAAAAAGAGGACAGAGAAAAAGAAGGAACAUAUUGACUACAACUUCUUUGGAAGGAGGCAAAAGUGUAUCACAAAAAUCGUAGUUUGGGUUAAAAUUUGGGGGAGUUAUGAGGAUCCCAAUUACACAAAAACAAGUGAACAGGUAAGAAAAGUAGGUUUUGCAUAAAAGACCCUUGCCAUUUUUAGUUUAAAUGUCAUCGGUUUUAGAGUGUAUGUUGUUCUUUAAGAGCGAAGUGUUAAUAAGUACGUGUGAAAGCUGUGUGGAGGGCUUAUAAUGACAAGUCAAACUCUGGUACGGUAUGCAUGCUCCAUCUUGUAGUAUGCCAAAAAAAUCACUUAACUAAAUAUUCAAACGCAGCGUUACUAUUUAAACUGUGUAAUUUCACACUGGCUAAGAAUGUUAAAUAUACUUGUUAAAUAAAACGGCUUGUUUUUAAUGAAUACUUUGGCCUAUUGAGCUACUGUAUUUUAAUGCUGGUCAUUGUGGUGGUACUUUGAGAGCCAAGUGUUUUCUGAGAUGGCUUGACUUAAGGCAUAUAAUCAUAAAAUAGUGCCACUACGUUUUGGAAAGAUUACUACAACGGGGGAUUUGCAACAACCACCUCGAUAAUCGAGUAAACACUAUACAGUAUUUCUAACG
This is a messenger RNA of Entelurus aequoreus (snake pipefish), 6762 nucleotides long. RefSeq names its product tigger transposable element-derived protein 1-like. The record is from RefSeq and is a predicted model, not a curated record. Bases 257 to 2902 code for a protein of 881 amino acids. Gene Ontology annotation, cellular component: nucleus. The transcript is spliced from 5 exons. Gene Ontology annotation, molecular function: DNA binding. Lineage: Eukaryota; Metazoa; Chordata; Actinopteri; Syngnathiformes; Syngnathidae.